AUCUGGCAGCGCUUUUAUUUUGAAAAAGUCCUCGAACUGCAACGGAAGGCUUUUAGCUAAAUGCUAACCGUUCUGGUUCUUUUUCUAGCGUUUUAGCGCUAAUCCGUGUACCGAACUAUUCGGGCCAGUCUGACCCGUCAUUGGACCGGGUCAGCACACAUACGUCACUGUGAAACCGGACGGUAUCGGGGACGGGAAAUUAACGCGCGUUAGUUAGCGUACUUGCUAACCCAAAUAAUGGAUCUGUUCGACGACCUGCCAGAACCGACACAGACAUCUGCUUCACUUCCAGCAGCAGUCUCGACUCAAUCACGGACCACAAACCAGGAAGAGGAGGACAAAGGGUUCAAACGAAGACGAGAGGAUGAAGAGGAAGAGAAGAAGGAGAUCAAGAAAGUUUGUAGAGAAGGUCUCCCGGUACUGAGAGGCUAUGUGGCAGCACGGCAAGGUGAGCGUGAGGAGAUGCAGGACGCUCACGUGUUGCUGCCCGACAUGAGCAGCUGUCUGUCAUCACCACCAGAUCUCCUCUCCCGUGUCUCGUAUUAUGCCGUGUUUGAUGGACACGGUGGAGCUCGAGCAUCUCGAUUCGCUGCUGAGAAUCUUCACCUGAGUCUGGCCAGGAAAUUCCCCUCAGGAGAAGGUGAACAUCUAGACAAGCUGAUAAAGAAAUGUCUCCUGGACGCUUUCAGACAGACAGACGAAGACUUCCUGAAGAAAGCCUCCAGCCAGAAGCCAGCGUGGAAGGAUGGAUCCACGGCCACUUGUGUCCUGGUGGUGGACGACGCCGUCUACGUGGCUAACCUGGGGGACAGCAGGGCCGUGUUGUGUCGGGUGGAGACAUCUUCAGCAGCAGAUGGACAGAAGAAGUCCACGACUCUGUCUCUCAGUAAGGAACACAACCCAACCAUCUACGAGGAGCGGAUGAGGAUCCAGAGAGCUGGAGGCAGUGUCAGGGACGGCCGGGUGCUUGGUGUCCUUGAGGUGUCCCGGUCCAUCGGAGACGGUCAGUACAAACGCUGCGGAGUCAUUUCUACGCCUGACGUACGGAGGUAUCAGCUCACAGCCAGUGACAGGUUCAUCAUUCUGGCCUGCGAUGGUUUGUUCAAGGUGUUCUCAGCUGAUGAAGCCGUGAAGUUCGUCCUCAACGUCCUGCAGGAGGAGGGUGUGGAGCAGAGGGAAGGUCUGACCCGCGAAGAGCUUCACUUUGAAGCAGCUUGUCAGCAGUUAGCCAGCGAGGCGGUGAGGCGAGGCAGCGGCGACAACGUCACAGUGAUCCUGGUUUCUAUUGGCCACUGAUUCGUCUUCGUCGUCAUCUCAGCAGGAGUCCUGCUGAUCCAACAUCUCACUUGUUUUCAAAUAAAACCUUGGUCUUGUUUCUGAUUUUUAAA
This is a messenger RNA of Nothobranchius furzeri (turquoise killifish), 1388 nucleotides long. It is a transcript of the gene ilkap, whose product is annotated as integrin-linked kinase-associated serine/threonine phosphatase. Lineage: Eukaryota; Metazoa; Chordata; Actinopteri; Cyprinodontiformes; Nothobranchiidae. Gene Ontology annotation, cellular component: cytosol; nucleus. The record is from RefSeq and is a predicted model, not a curated record. Gene Ontology annotation, biological process: negative regulation of canonical NF-kappaB signal transduction; positive regulation of canonical Wnt signaling pathway; peptidyl-threonine dephosphorylation. Gene Ontology annotation, molecular function: cation binding; protein serine/threonine phosphatase activity.